CUUUUUUUUUUUUUUUUUGUUGGUUGUGUAUUUCUUUGGUUUUUAGGUUUGGUUGCUUGUUUUUUUUUGGUUUUUUUUUUUUUUUGGAUAUAAUGAUUUUAUAAUCAAGAAUUAUCCUUAAAACUUUAGAACACUGGUGUUAUUUCCCUCACCUUUUACCUCUGUAGGUUAGUUAUUUCUUAAACAUUUGCUAUGUUAGAAGAAGACCCCUCUGGAGGGGUAUCGUGUCCCCCUCCCCUUUUAUUGUAGGCAGCUGCUGAACAUACUGGCCAGGAGCUGCUAAGGGUGGCUUCCUGUCAGGAUUGCUUCAUGCAAAAUCACAAGGAAGCAAAUGUUUCUUGCAUCCUCCCAUUGUGCUGUUUCCUGUGGAGCAGACUGGAUGCAUGUCCUGGAUACAGGUUUUUUAUGGCACUGUACGUGUUGGGAUGAUCCAAUCAAAUUGUUCUUGGUAUCCCCUAUAGUCUGAGCGUAGCAGGAAAUGAGGCUUCCUCUCAACCUUUUGUUCUCAAGUUAGCCUGACUGUGGAGAGCUCUUGGCUCUAUCAGAAUCCAGAAUGAAGGUGAGCUCAAAAUUGAUUUAGGGUUCGGUUGUUUUAAGGUUUAAGGUUGUUUUAAGGUUGUUUAAGGUAAGUUUAAUCUAUAAUUUUUAAGCUUUGUUUUAAAUGUUCCCUUUCUUAGUCAUUCUUUCUCCCUUGUUUUCCCUUUCUGAUCCAGUUCUGGUUUCUGCAUGAGCACCCGUCCUGUGUAUUUCAUUUUUUUUAGGAUCAGGGCUAGGCUUUUGUGUUUCUGUUCACACUUCAAGUUUACUUACACUUCAAGUUUGUUUAAAAACUACCACAAUAUGCAUGUAGCGAUAACGGAAAUUUCACACUCUUAAUACUUUCUUGUUCCAUAGCAGCUUAAUUUUUUUCCGUAAUUUGAGCAGUGGUUAAGCUGAUCUACAGUCUGGUUUUGACUUUAUAAAUUAUGCUGUUAAUAAAGUCCAUCAUGUCUGUUUGUUAAAUCAGACUAUUUUUUUCUCCUUAAUGCUUUUUUUUGUGUACACAGUAUUUUAAUAUUCCUUGUGUUUGAGGAAAUGCCUUACAAAAUUCACAUCUAGGCCAUUCCCUGAUGCCUCUCCUUAGUCCUUACAGCUUCAAAUAACCAAGAUAAGUCUUUUUAAAUUAUCUGUAGUCCAGAGAAACUUGUUGAAGUAGGUAUUUGACUUAAUUUAUGUGAGCAAUAACUGCUUGGAGUAUACUGCAGUGUGGUUCUGACUGCUUGGUGCUGUGUGUGUUGUGUGGCAUUGCUUUUCUGAGCUGUGUAAAUGCUACUCAAGCUUGAGGCACCUGUACAGGUUGGCACCUGUACAGCCCAGCUAGAACUGCUGCUUUCUGGGACCAGAGAUGAUCCUCAGUCUGAGGGGGGAGAAAUGAGCAUGUGAAUGUGUGCAGGUACCUCAAAUACUGUGGCUGCAUUGGGAGUUUGUUGUUGGGUUUUUGUUUGGCUGGUGUUUUUUAAUUUUUUUUUUUUUUUUUUUUUUUUACUAACACAGUCAUUAAAUGUUUCCUAAAUCUGUUCUACCUUUCCUGUGAUACUGCAUCACCAGUCAGAACUGGUCUGGCAGCCCCUUCUGUGAUUACUUUCAUAGCUUUUGUUAACACUUUUGCUUCUCUUGGGUUAAACUAGCCUUUCUUUGUUCCUUUCUCGCUUCUCCCCUGGGAUUAUGAGUUUUUCCUCUCCUGUCUGUGAAGGCUGUUUUCUGGGACUUUUGAUGCAAAUGACCUGUAUCAGGGACAGAAUUUCAGCAAAGUUCUUAGCUCUCUUGUGGCUUUAAAUAAAGUGACUGCAGACAUUGGGCUGGGCAGUGACUCUGUAUGUGCACGUCCCUCAUCUCAUCGGAUAAAGUCCUUUGAUUCUUUGGGAUCCCAGUCUUCACACAGUAGAACUUCAAAACUCUUUCAGGGACAGUAUCGGAGUUUGGACAUGACAGAUAACGGCAACCAUCAGUUGGUGGUGAGAGCCAAAUUUAAUUUUCAACAGACAAAUGAAGAUGAACUUUCUUUUUCAAAAGGUGAUAUUAUUCAUGUUACAAGAGUGGAAGAAGGAGGCUGGUGGGAAGGAACCUUGAAUGGAAAAACAGGGUGGUUUCCAAGUAACUACGUACGAGAAAUCAAAUCAAAUGAAAAACCAGUCUCCCCCAAAUCAGGUACAUUGAAGAGUCCACCUAAAGGCUUUGAUACAUCUGCAAUUAACAAAAGUUAUUACAAUGUGGUGCUACAAAAUAUAUUAGAAACAGAAAAUGAAUAUGCUAAGGAGCUACAAACAAUGCUUUCAAACUACCUGCGACCAUUACAAGCCAGUGAAAAGUUAACCUUGACAAAUACUUCAUACUUAAUGGGAAACCUGGAAGAAAUAAGUUCUUUCCAGCAAAUGCUUGUACAGUCUUUAGAAGAAUGCACCAAGUUGCCUGAAGCUCAGCAGAGGGUUGGAGGAUGUUUUCUAAAUUUGAUGCCACAAAUGAAAAGCUUAUACCUUACAUACUGUGCCAACCACCCAUCAGCAGUAAAUGUCCUCACAGAACACAGUGAGGAACUAGGAGAAUUCAUGGAGAUGAAAGGUGCAAACAGCCCUGGGAUCCUUGUACUGACCACAGGCCUCAGCAAACCUUUUAUGCGUCUGGAUAAAUACCCCACGUUACUCAAAGAACUUGAAAGGCACAUGGAGGAUUAUCAUCCGGAUCGUCCAGAUAUUCAAAAAUCCAUGACUGCCUUCAAAAAUCUUUCUGCACAAUGUCAAGAAGUACGGAAACGGAAAGAACUUGAACUGCAAAUCCUGACAGAAGCUAUUCGUUGUUGGGAGGGAGAGGACAUCAAAACACUUGGCAAUGUGAUUUACAUGUCCCAAGUCAUGAUUCAGUGUGCUGGAAGUGAGGAAAAGAAUGAAAGAUAUCUUCUUCUCUUCCCUAACAUUUUGCUAAUGUUGUCUGCCAGCCCAAGAAUGAGUGGGUUUAUCUAUCAGGGAAAACUGCCUAUGACAGGAAUGACUAUUACAAAGCUAGAAGACAGUGAAAACCAUAAAAAUGCAUUUGAAAUAUCAGGAAAUAUGAUUGAAAGGAUAUUAGUAUCUUGUAACAACCAACAAGAUUUGCAUGAAUGGGUGGAUCACCUGCAGAAGCAAACCAAAGUCACAACUGUUGGGAAUCCCACCAUUAAACCUCACUCUGUGCCAUCUCACACGCUUCCUUCCCACCCAGUGACUCCCUCCAGCAAGCAUUCAGACAGCAAGCCAAUACCACUGACUCCUGCCUACCACACUCUCCCUCAUCCCUCGCAUCAUGGGACUCCACAUACCACAAUCAACUGGGGACCGCUGGAACCUCCCAAGACGCCCAAGCCGUGGAGCCUGAGCUGCCUGCGGCCCGCGCCUCCCCUGCGCCCUUCGGCUGCUCUGUGCUAUAAAGAGGAUCUCAGUAAAAGCCCUAAAACCAUGAAAAAGCUGCUUCCCAAACGCAAGCCAGAGCGGAAGCCAUCAGAUGAAGAGUUUGCACUGAGAAAAAGUACAGCUGCUUUAGAAGAAGAUGCUCAAAUUCUUAAAGUCAUAGAAGCAUAUUGCACAAGUGCCAAAACACGUCAAACAUUAAAUUCAACAUGGCAAGGCACUGACCUGAUGCAUAAUCACGUCUUGGCUGAUGAUGACCAAUCAAGUCUAGACUCCUUGGGUCGUCGCAGUAGUCUUUCUCGUUUGGAGCCUUCAGACCUCUCAGAAGACUCUGACUAUGACAGUAUAUGGACAGCCCAUAGUUACAGAAUGGGGUCUACAUCUCGUUCCCGUAAAGAAUCAGCUCCUCAAGUCCUGCUUCCAGAGGAAGAAAAAAUUAUUGUAGAAGAAACUAAAAGUAAUGGUCAGACUGUUAUAGAAGAGAAAAGCCUUGUUGACACAGUAUAUGCAUUAAAGGAUGAAGUGCAGGAGUUAAGACAGGAUAACAAAAAGAUGAAGAAAUCAUUAGAAGAGGAGCAAAGAGCUCGCAAGGACUUGGAGAAGCUUGUUAGAAAAGUUUUAAAGAAUAUGAAUGAUCCAUCUUGGGAUGAAACCAACUUAUAACCACUUUUUCUUUUCCCCUUCUUCUUUCUAUUGAAAGACCAGUUGUAGAACUGAGCUGGGAAGCCUUCUGACAUUAGUCAGUGUUGCAUCAAGAGCACUGUAAAACAGGAUUUAACUGGAUCUAGUGAUUUCUUACUCUGAACAUACAGAAAGAGUCAAGCCAUUUCCUGCAGCAAUCUGUACUUUAAGGAUGGAGACUGUGGAUCCUGAACUCUACUAAACUUAAUUUGUUUGCAUCCAAAUUACCUCAUUUUGCAGAAAGUGCAGCACCUGACUAAAAGUCCAUGUUUUUCAGUGGCUUUUUAAUUAAAUAUAUAUUUUUCAUGUAAAUAGCUGUAAUUUAGAAUGCAUAUGUGAUUGAUGUAUCAGGGCUGAUAUGUUGGGGUUUUUUCUUAUAUUAUUAUAAUGAUCACAAGUGUUAGAACUUAUGGCAGUACUGUCUUACCUAAGAAAGGUCAGAGUUCUUUGUGGAUAAUUAUGAAUUAGUUCCAAAUUACCCACUCACCACACAUGCAAAUUUAAACCCCUAUUUUUCCUAUUUACCACUAUAUUUAAAUCCUUUACUGUUACCUGUUACUUUAAACACUUUACAGUUCCUUAAGAACAGUAUUAAAAUACAGGAAAUUGUUUAUUGACAGUAGAAACAAUUUUUAACAAACCUAAUGCCCACAAUUUACGUUCACCCACAUACUUGUUUGGCAGACUAAUCUAUUGUGCUUUGGCCACCAAAAGACUGAUGUACUUGCCUGCUUUUUAUGACUGUGAUUUUUAGGUGUUUAUGUACUACAUUUUCUAUUGUUGUGCUUAAACAUACAGCUGGCUGAUAACAGAUCAUGCAGUUCAUUACAGGAAAAAAUCCAGAAUUUUGUGAAUAAAUUGUUGCUAUUUAUAUUUUAUGGUCACAGCAAUUAAAUUUUAGCUAACCUUUGUGCAUAAGACACAUGGGCUAGGCCAGACUUCAUUCAGAGCUUUGUUUCUAUACCACUAUAUAAGACUCUCUGUUUGGAGUUCCCAUACUGUGGAAGCAGUCAUUCCUUUCCCACCCUUUUUUCUUUGCAUGUUGCCGAUUUCUGUCCUACUAGGAUUUAAAUGGAAACAAAUGUGGAAAUAAGUUUUUUUUAAUCGUACUGUAACUCGUAAUUUGCACUGCUGACAGAUUUUAAAAUACAUAAAGGAACAUUAAUUCCCUAGUCUGAUAGGUGCAAUCACUGCAGUUUCUUGUAUUUAAGAUAGGAGAUGAUACAUCACAGCAAACGGUGAGCUUCAGAUGAAGCACUUAAAAUACUAAUCCCAUUAAAGCUCAUUGUUUUCAUGGAUUUCAUCAAACUUUGGGUUUAACUCCAGGCAGUGCAGCUUUCUGAGGGGUUUGUGUUCAGUUGAGUCAGAAGUGCAGGUAUAGCACAGACUUUAGUCACACCUUUUGUCAUUCCGAUUUUCCACUGCUCUUUUAGCUCCUGCUAAAUAUCAUGCUCAGACUUGAGCAAAUGUUUGUACGAACUUUAGUGAGUUUGAGCCAGGAUGAUUUGGGUUGCAAGAAUUGUCAUGCACAUUUUGAAUCUAAUGAAAAAUCUACUUUUAAAGCUACCCACUUUUUUCAGUCAAGAACAGCUUUAUUUAAAUAGGAAAUUCUGUCAGUGAUUACAUACUUGAGAAACAAUUCUGUGGGAAUGGAUGCUUCAUAACCUGACUAGACAAGCUGUCUCUUUUAGAAAGCUAAAUACAUUUGUAGGUGUCUUGUGUUCCUGCAAUUUAAAAAUGUUUUCCUUUAAUUCUAAAGGAGGAGAAAAUGAAAAACAUCUACAUGACCAGUUUUAUAUAUUCACAGAACUUUAAAUUUGUUAAUUGUUGUUAACAAAAUCUUCCCUUGAUGUUUGCGGCUGCACAAAAUUGUGGACUGAUAUUUUAUUUAUCUUCACAUUUAGAAAAUAUUCUUGCUAAAAACUAAGUGCUACUAACCCCUGCAAAUGCAUAUAUCAUGGCCAAAUUUUGACUUGGGAAAGCCAAUAUAGUUAGAAUUUUGCUAACAUUUUCACUUUCUGACAUCCAGGGUGUUUUCAGAGUGAUUUUUAAUUUUCAAUUGAGCAUAUAUGAAAGGAUAUUCCAGAGGAAGUAUGCAAGGAAAACAUUAACCUUAGUAGUAUCUAGCAAAUUUUAACUCAGGAACAACUUCCAUCAUAACAAUUUGUUUUGCAUUAUAUUGUAAAGAGUGGUGUUGCUAUGUAAAUCUGCUGACUCUUAGUACCUGUGAUAUUAUAAUUUCUGACAGUACCCCUACAUUGACAUCUAAUGAACAUGCCUUAAACACUGGGAUGAAACAGUUGUUAAAUAUGACCAGGACUUAGGGACUGAUUUUAUUCAAAGUGGAUUGGGAAGACUAAUUUUUACACAAACACAUACACACACACACACAAAAAAAAAAAAAAGAGAGACAGAAAAUGUUGUAGGUAGUUUUUGUCUCUAGUGCAGAGAGCAGCUUCUGACUUUUGGGAACCAAGUACCUGAACUUGUUUUCAUUGAUGAUUUGUUACAGUGUAUAUAGAUUGUAAAUGUCACCAUGGACCUUCUGAAUUGUUGGAAACUUUACAUAAGCAUGGAUAUAUGGGGCACUGUUUAUUUAACCUAUUAAAGGGUUGUUUGUUUGCUCUCAUCAUUUAGGGAUGAGGAGAUGAAGCCAUUUCUUAUCCUAUAGAUGUGAAGCACUUUCAGUUCUGAACUGUCCAAAAUGUAGCAUAACAUUUCUCUGUACUUACUGAUGUAUAUGUGUUUGUCUCUCCAUGUCAUGACAUCCUAAAGAUUGAAUAACUGACUGCUUUUGUAUAAACCUUUUUAAUGCAAAUCAUUUAGGGAAUUUAGAGUAUCUGUUUACAGUGUCUGUGAAGAACUCUAGUUUAGAUGUCACAAUAAUAUCCUGGUAUCCACUACUAAAGCGUUUAUGCUACAUUGUAAUUAAACCAUGAAUUUUUCCCCU
Molecule: messenger RNA, 7050 nt
Organism: Taeniopygia guttata (zebra finch)
Lineage: Eukaryota; Metazoa; Chordata; Aves; Passeriformes; Estrildidae
Gene: ARHGEF7
Product: Rho guanine nucleotide exchange factor 7
Biological process (GO): lamellipodium assembly; intracellular signal transduction
Cellular component (GO): cytoplasm; lamellipodium
Molecular function (GO): guanyl-nucleotide exchange factor activity; protein binding
Source: RefSeq, a predicted model, not a curated record